CUCUCUGGUGGUAUGAUUCGGAACUGGUAAUUAACCCACAUUACCCUCCCGGACGUUAGGUGGCAGUAAACACUUGCUGUUGGUCACCAAACGUUACUAAUGAAGACAGAAGAAGACAUAUGAGGAAGUUUUGCCGCGUUUCUUUGUUUUGGAUCUUCAUGGUCAGUUUUUUUGACGUUUCCAUACUUCAGAAACCGUUUAUUUCGCUUACGAAUAACGAGCUAAAUGCAAUUUUGUGAUUCUGUUUUGAUUGAACGCAUUUGAGCUAAUUUAGUAUACAGCAUCUCUGUCGACUAGCUACUGUAGCUAGUUAACAACACAGGAGCCUUGAUGUCAGUCGCUAAGGCUUGCUCAUAUCAUGGAUGGUGAAAACAAACCCUGCCUGCUGCUCUCCUUUACCUUGCCUAAAUCUGAGGGUCCUGAUUGUAACAGAGUGAACAGCAGGCUCCAGAGAUGGCAUCAGUGAAGCAGGAAGACUGCAGUCAAACACUGGGGCUGAAUGUCAACAUUAAAGAUGAAGUAAAGGAGGAAGAGAUUGAAACAUUUGUCUAUCAUGGGCCGGCUGGAGAGUUCAAAGAAAACAGGGAAGAACACCAAGUCUUACUACUCAAAGACAAAGGAAAAAGAAAACCGAAAGGAAUGGAGAAGGAAACUGAAAAAAAGAGGCACCGAUUCACCCCUGGAGAUGAGGAUCUUAUUAUUUCAGGGGUACUUGGGCACUGGGAGGACCUCUUCGGCGCCCAGGCCCACAUUCGCCCCCGGGGGUCAAAGACUGCAACCUGGAACACCAUCGCUGGGACCUUGACCUCGGCUGUGGCGAGAUGUGGUGACGAUGUCCGGAAGAAAUACAAUCUCAUAAGGAGCCAAAUCAAGCAAAAGGUUUCUUCUAUCCGGACAUGGUCCACCCAGACUGGUGGGGGGCCCAACACCGUGCCGGCGCUGACCGACCUGGAGCAGCAACUUUUCUCCCGAAUGGCAGAGACCGAAGCUGGUGUAGGGCCUGUUGAUUUGGGAUUUGGUCUCUCUCAGGGAGAAAUCUCCAGCUCUGGUCCCCCACCAGCAGCAGAGGGAACUGUGGAGGCAGCUUUACCCUCUGUCACCAUGGAGGAGCUACCCUCCACCUCACCAUCAACACCUUGGCCAGCACCAACAGUGCCACCCCAACCCAUCACCUCCCGUCCUGCACCAGCUCACUCAAUCCACUCUCAAUCAAUGAAUCAAAUUUAUUUUAUAAAGCCCUUUUUACAUCAGCAGUUGUCACAAAGUGCUUUACAGAUACCCAGCCUGAAACCCCAAAUAGCAAGCAAUGCAGAUGCACUCUCUGGCACCGCACCCCAACCCAUCACCUCCUGUCCUGCACCAGCUCAUUCCAUCCACUCUGGCUUUGCUCCCCAACCCAUCACCUCCUGUCCUGCACCAGCUCAUUCCAUCCACUCUGGCUUUGCUCCCCAACCCAUUACCUCCUGUCCUGCACCAGCUCAUUCCAUCCACUCUGGCUUUGCUCCCCAACCCAUCACCUCCUGUCCUGCACCAGCUCAUUCCAUCCACUCUGGCUUUGCUCCCCAACCCAUCACCUCCUGUCCUGCACCAGCUCACUCCAUCCACUCUGACUCUACACCCCAACCCAUCACGUCUGGCUGGACACCACAAGGCCCCCAAGCCAAUCUGCUCCAACAAAUCCUGGAGACACAAACGCAACAAAUCCAUGUUACACAGACCGCCCAGCACAUCCACCAAGCUCUUUAUGAUUUAUUAGAAAAAGCACAUGAAACACAGAAGGCACACCUGGAUGUGGAGAAGAACCGGCUCCAGCUGGAUAGAGAGCGCUUGAGGGUGGAGACAGAGCGCCUGCAGGUGGAGAGGGAGCGCCUCAAGAUGGAGAAGGAUCGCCUGGGGGAAGGGGAGGCGCUUCGGCAGCUCUCUGUCUCUGGGUCAGUCGCCCUAGAACACCAGACGCCUGUGAGUUCAAGAACUGUCAGUGCCUCCCCCACCCUUCCUCUGGGAACACCAUCAGCCUCCAUGUCCAGUCCCCUCACAUUAAUAUCACCUACUGCACCACACUUUGAUUUCUUAUUUUCCCCAUUCCCAUUACCGGUAAUCACAACCCAUUCCACCCAGCCAUCACAAACCAGCCCUGCCUCAACCUCCCCUGACUUAACCAGCCCUGCCCCAACCUCCCCUACCUUAAAAAUUCCUGCCUCAACCUCUCCUACCUUAACCAGCCCUGCCCCAACCUCUCCUACCUUAACCGUUUCUGCCCACUCUCUCAUCCCUCCAAUCUCCGGAUCUGUUAAACGGCGAGUUCAGGAGACAGUCCGGCCUUGGCCUGGACCCACUGCCAAGAAUACAAAACACCAAUAAACAAAUGUAAUAAAA
Molecule: messenger RNA, 2376 nt
Organism: Oncorhynchus tshawytscha (Chinook salmon)
Lineage: Eukaryota; Metazoa; Chordata; Actinopteri; Salmoniformes; Salmonidae
Product: rho family-interacting cell polarization regulator 1
Exons: 5
Coding region: 454-2361 (635 amino acids)
Source: RefSeq, a predicted model, not a curated record